CUGAGAGGAAGAGGGGAGAGGAAAGCCCCAGAAGGAGAGGAAGCACCGGAUGUCGCCGAUGUUGAAGGACCAAAGAGAGACAAGAUGAGGAGGCUGGGCCUGAAGGACACCACACAGAAGACCCCUAGAGCUGAAUUUGAGGCUAAAUACCAGCAGCUGCAUCAGCAGCUGGGGGCAGGAGGGUGUGGAUCUGUGUUUGCUGGCUAUUGCAGAGAAGAUCGUGUGCCUGUCGCCAUCAAACACAUCCCAGAAGACCACGUCUUCUGCAAACACGUGGACGAUACCGGGAGGGAGCUCUCCAUCGAGGUGGCCGUCAUGCUGAGACUGCAGGAGGAGACAAGCAGACCGGUAGGGGCGUCGGCACCGGUAGCCCUACUGGACUGGUACGAUCUGGGCCAGGAGCUGAUCCUGGUGCACGAGAGGCCGGUCCCUUGCAGAGACCUCCUUCACCACAUCGAAGGCAAAGGAGGCUCCUUACCAGAGGAGGAGGCCAAGGUCAUACUUAAACAGCUGGUGGAUGCAGCAGUCGACCUCCAGGAGAAACAAAUUUUCCACCAGGACAUUAAGGUGGCAAACAUAUUGAUCGAGACCGGCUGGGACGUCCCGCGCGUUCGUCUUAUUGAUUUUGGACUGAGCCGCUUCGUGAAGAAAGGGGCCUCGUACCGCCAAUUCCACGGUACCUUUCUCCACGUUCCUCCAGAGUGGUACAGCUGUCACAGGUACCGGGCCGGACCCGCCACGGUGUGGCAGGUGGGAGUGGUCCUGUUCGAAACGCUCCACGCCGGUGAAAAGUUUAGGACCCCCAGCUUCUUGAAUAAGUCGCUGACAAUCAGCGAGACGCUGUCCGAAAAUUGCCAGGACUUCUUACGAGUGUGUUUGAUGGAAGACCCCAAACAACGACCGACCCUGAAGAUGCUCAGACGUCAUCGAUGGCUAAAAUAA
Molecule: messenger RNA, 942 nt
Organism: Cyclopterus lumpus (lumpfish)
Lineage: Eukaryota; Metazoa; Chordata; Actinopteri; Perciformes; Cyclopteridae
Product: serine/threonine-protein kinase pim-2-like
Exons: 7
Coding region: 85-942 (285 amino acids)
Biological process (GO): regulation of mitotic cell cycle; protein autophosphorylation; negative regulation of apoptotic process
Cellular component (GO): cytoplasm
Molecular function (GO): ATP binding; protein serine/threonine kinase activity
Source: RefSeq, a predicted model, not a curated record